GCAAUAAAAAUCUGACACACACACACUCUCUCUCUCUUAUGCAAAAGACAGACUCUCUCUUUCCUCUGGUGCUUCACUUUUUCACUAUUGAUAUAAAAAAAGGCAGCCAAAAAUAAUGGCGGUUGUGUGUUCAUUUCUUUCAUUGAGCGAAUAGAGAGACUGAGAGAGACAGAGGGGGAAAACAAUAGCCCAAACCCAUAAAUACCCACUUCAUUUUAUGUGUAUAAACAUGCAAUGAUUCUCUGUGUCAGAGGUUUAAAAUCUCUUGAAACAGUCAUUGGUUCCAUGGCCAUGUAGCUUCAAGUUGCUUUUCAAACUACAUAAUACGCGAGUCUCCAUAUCUAAGUACUCGAACGUUUGCAGUGUUUCGUGGUGGUGUUGGGUUCCUAGCUUGGAGAUCUACUUCUCUGUUUGGUUGUCAGGCAGUCUCUGGUACUUCCAAGCUGAGAUCUACUACUCUUCUACCCGAUUUUGGCUUGAGUGCGUUAUUGGGUUUCUCCUUUUGAUACUUAAUUGUUGACUGUGAAACCCCAAUUACAACUUGACAAGUGAUUUGGGUCUGUAGAGCUAAAAUGUGGAGGUCCACUUGGUGAGGAUUUUGUGGAACAAAGAUUUCUGAUUGUAUACUACAGGUGCUGCUUGGGUGGGGGGUCAUGAUAAGUGGGAGCUCAUGAGGUCAAAGUCAAUCGUGUUUUGCAGCAAAACUGGCUUCGGUUGAGGAUUUGUCCUGGGUUUCACAUUUAUCUUUGUUGUUUGUACCUGAAUCUCCGUGAAGUAUAUAUCACAUGCUACGGGGGGUUUCCUUUCUUUGUUCCCUUUGAUGGGUAUAUGAUAGAAUUUCUCAAUUGGGUUUGGUUGUCGAAGGGAAGGGAGUGGUGGAGUCAUGGUGUUCUGGGGAGUAGAAGCAGCAAAGAUGGGGGUUGUUAAGGGGUUUGUUCGGUGUAUUAUGGUGCCUGCUUGAAAAGCUUCCACUUGGGAUUUGAGAGUAAUUCUGUAUUAAUCUCUUCAAAAUGAGGCUGUCAUCAGCUGGUUUUAAUCCUCAACCCGAAGAAGGGGAGAAGAGGGUUUUGAACUCUGAACUAUGGCACGCUUGUGCUGGCCCUCUUGUUUCUCUUCCAGCUCUUGGUAGCCGUGUUGUUUACUUCCCACAAGGUCACAGUGAGCAGGUUGCUGCCACGACCAACAUGGAAGUGAAUGCUCACAUCCCUAACUAUCCAAGCUUACCUCCACAACUUAUAUGCCAGCUUCAUGAUGUUACAAUGCAUGCAGAUGUUGAAACAGAUGAAGUAUAUGCACAGAUGACAUUGCAACCACUGAGUCCGCAAGAGCAGAAGGAAGCCUACCUUCCAGCAGAGUUGGGUAUCCCCAGCAAACAGCCAACAAAUUAUUUUUGUAAAACAUUGACCGCCAGUGAUACCAGUACUCAUGGAGGAUUCUCUGUCCCUCGGCGGGCAGCUGAAAAAGUUUUUCCUCCUUUGGAUUUCUCUAUGCAGCCUCCUGCUCAAGAGUUGAUUGCCAGGGAUCUUCAUGAUAAUGAGUGGAAAUUCCGGCACAUCUUUCGUGGCCAACCCAAAAGGCACCUUCUCACAACAGGUUGGAGUGUGUUUGUUAGUGCUAAAAGACUUAUUGCUGGUGAUUCGGUGCUCUUUAUCUGGAAUGAAAAGAAUCAGCUACUUCUUGGUAUUCGACGUGCUAAUCGUCCACAAACUGUUAUGCCGUCGUCAGUUUUAUCAAGCGAUAGCAUGCACUUGGGGCUUCUUGCUGCUGCAGCUCAUGCAGCUACAACAAAUAGCCGCUUCACCAUAUUUUAUAACCCAAGGGCUAGCCCAUCGGAAUUUGUCAUACCGUUGGUCAAGUAUGUUAAAGCGGUCUAUCAUACCCGUGUCUCUGUUGGCAUGCGCUUUAGGAUGCUUUUUGAAACAGAAGAAUCAAGUGUUCGUCGCUACAUGGGCACCAUAACUGGUAUAGGAGACUUAGAACCUACUCGCUGGCCAAGCUCACACUGGCGCUCAGUCAAGGUUGGCUGGGAUGAGUCCACGGCAGGGGAAAGGCAGCCAAGAGUUUCACUGUGGGAGAUUGAACCUUUAACAACCUUCCCGAUGUAUCCAUCUCCAUUUUCUGUCAGGUUUAAACGACCAUGGCCACCAGGACUGCCCUCAUUUAGUGGCAUCAGGGAUGAUGAUCUAGGAAUGAAUUCUCCCCUUAUGUGGGUCAGAGGAGAUGGAGAUCGUGGUGGAAUCCAAUCUAUGAACUUACAGGGAAUCGGAAUGUCACCAUGGAUGCAGCCUAGGCUUGAUGCUUCCAUUCUUGGUCUGCAACCUGACAUGUACCAGGCUAUGGCUGCAGCAGCACUUCAAGAGAUAAGGUCCGUAGAUCCUGCGAAACUGACACCUGCAUCCCUUCUGCAAUACCAGAUGCCGCAUAAUCUUGCUGGGAGGAAUGCCGCUUUAAUUCAGCCCCAAGUGCAGCAGUCUCAGCCUCAACAGGUCUUCCUUCAACGUGUUCCGGAAAAUCAGCAGCCUCUCUCUCAGUCUGAGGUUCAAAUUCGGUCACAAAUCCUUCAUCAACAAGCGCAGCAUCAGCAUGAACUGAAUAAUCGACAGCAGCAGCAAGAGCCACUGCCUCUGCCACUACCCCAGCAACUGGCUGACAAUCCACAGAUUUCAAAUACUGUCUCUGCAAUUUCUCAGUUUGCUUCUCAAUCUCAGUCACCAGCAUUGCAAGUUGUCUCUUCACUUUCUCAACAGCAGAGUUUCUCUGGUUCAACAGGGAACCUUAUGACUAAUGUUUCUCCGCUGCAAAGUCUAUUGGGUUCGUUUCCACAGGAUGUAUCAUCUCACAUGCUCAACAUGCCUAGAACAAACCCACUGAUAGCUUCUGGUACCUGGCCAUCAAAGAGAGCUGCGAUUGAACCUACUAUUUCUUCUGGAGCUCCUUCAUGUAAUAUGCCCCAGGUGGAAGAGUUGGGGCCACCCCAGACAAAUGUCUCUCAGAACUCUGUUACACUGCCUCCUUUUCCUGGCAGGGAGUGUUUGAUAGACCAAGAUGGGAGCACCGAUACGCAGAGCCAUCUUUUAUUUGGUGUCAAUAUUGAGCCUUCAUCUCUGUUUAUGCAGAAUGGAAUGGCAAGCCUUCGUGGAGCUGGCAGCAAUAAUGACUCCGGAACUAUACCCUUUGCUUCCAAUUAUAUGAGUAAUGCAGGGCCUGAUUUUUCUCUCAAUGCGGCAAUGACUCCUUCAGGUUGCAUUGUUGAAUCAGGUGUGCUGGAGUCCUCAGAAAAUGUUGGUCAAGAGAAUUCACAAAGUAAUACCUUUGUCAAGGUCUACAAGUCGGGGUCCUUUGGAAGGUCACUGGAUAUCACCAAAUUUAGCAGCUACCAUGAGCUACGCAGUGAGCUUGCACGUAUGUUUGGCCUUGAAGGCCAGUUGGAGGACCCCCUGAGAUCAGGCUGGCAGCUUGUAUUCGUUGACCGGGAGAAUGAUGUUCUUCUACUUGGCGACGACCCCUGGCCGGAGUUCGUAAACAGUGUGUGGUGUAUCAAGAUACUUUCGCCACAAGAAGUGCAGCAAAUGGGCAAGCAUGGCUUGGAGCUUCUGAAAUCUGCCCCAAUCCAACGGCUUUCUAAUGGCAUCUGCGAUAACUAUAUGAGCCAUCAAGAUUCUAGAAAUCUGAACUCUGGUAUAACCUCUGUGGGGUCUAUAGAAUACUGAACAACUUGAGCAGUUUAGCAAUCAUAUGCUCGCUUUGUAAUAUUGUUGGCUCUUCAAAACUUCUUUAUAGGUAAAAAGGGCUACUCCGUUGCUACUUAUCAUAAUAUACACUCUUACUACUGUAAUUAGAUGGUAUCUCUUUUCCAAAUCUACGAUACUGAAACACAUGUAUCAUCCGUAUUUUGUUAGGAUUCCAGGUUUCUUUAGAUAUAGUUGCUUGUUUCUCUUCCUGUUCUGUCAAAUUUAUGAUGAACUGAAAGCUAUGGGGACUGAACAUGAUGUUUGAACAUGGCACAUUUGGGAGAUCAGAUCCCAUUUGAUGGUUUUUUAAUGGAACAAGGUAUGGAAAACAUCUUGAUUAUUCUCUUAGAUUAGUAGAUACAUGAACAACAAGGCUUUGUUUUGUAAACGAGCUGAGUUUGAAUGUACGUGAACACUCUAUUAAUG
This is a messenger RNA of Tripterygium wilfordii, 4157 nucleotides long. RefSeq names its product auxin response factor 6-like. The record is from RefSeq and is a predicted model, not a curated record. NCBI's taxonomy places the organism in Eukaryota, Viridiplantae, Streptophyta, Magnoliopsida, Celastrales, Celastraceae. The transcript is spliced from 14 exons. Gene Ontology annotation, cellular component: nucleus. Gene Ontology annotation, molecular function: protein binding; DNA binding. Bases 1011 to 3710 code for a protein of 899 amino acids. Gene Ontology annotation, biological process: regulation of DNA-templated transcription; response to hormone.